UCACGCUACUCGAUUACCAAGCUCCAUUUCUAUCUAUCACUGGCAGGGUAUACUAGUUUUCAUAACGGAAUACUUUCGCAAAUCUUGAACAUUGCUGGUACGAUGUCAGAUGAUAAACUGAAUCUUUCACAAUGGCUACUUUGUUGGACAAAAUGCCCCAAAGCACAAGCCACUUCUUAAUCUGCGACCAGAAAACGAGCACAAGUAUCGACAUCCCGGAAAGACAGAUUUACGGCGUGAAGUGGGACAUAUAUAUUGACAUCACUUACUGCAAGAGCAUACAUGGCAUCCUCAAUGCUGCGAUAACGGUUGUUUCUCUGAUUGGCUGGGUGUCUUCGCUCAAUGGCGUCAUCUCCAGAGACAGUGGUUCUGGACAUGGAUUCUAUGAAUUUGUGUCAGGCUCCGUCUUCUUCUCAGGGAUCGUCAGCUACUUCAUCUACUCCAUCGUCAUUCACAAAAAUAUAAGAUUCAACUUUGAUCCCUGUAAGGACAUGAUGUGGUAUUCUGUGUGGUCCGUUUUAUACUUCAUUGCGUCAAACAUGGUGGAAAACGACAAGUGUGAUGCGUGUGAGUCUGUUGCGGUAUUUGGUUACACGGCCGGUGUACUUUGCAUAGCUAAGGUCAUGUGGUCUUACAAGGCUUGGCACCAUGACCGUUUUGGUGGGUGUCCAGACCCGGCUGGCAGAGCUGCCCAGCUCCACGUUCUGCAGCAGCACAUAUACGAAAACUCAGUAUUACUAUGAUGUUGAAAUGUUCGAAGAUCACAACAGCCCCUUUAUUAUAACCUUAAUGGAUGGAGUAAUAGAAUGGCGAAGAGACAUAAAGUGUACAGGAACGCCUUGAAGAUUUUGAAUAUCUUAAUUCCUAUAGAAGCUCUUUUUCAGCUACGGUGGGUUUUGUGGAUUCAAAUUAAGAGCAAAAAUAUUUUUUUAUGAAACAAUAACAAUUUUUAUUAUUUUCUUAUUAUUGGAUAUUUAUAUAGCGCACAUAUCCACGCACUAGCGCAUGCUCAAGGCGCUGGUAUUUUCAAUAAUCCAACAAUGCACGCUGUGUGGCACACAAUUUCCUUCUGACAAAAGGCUAAUUACUAUUUUCAAGACACAUCAAGCAUACUGCAGCAGUCCAAUCUGUUUGAUUGGCAUUUUAGAAGUUGGUGAGUAAUAAGAUUCUAAGAUUCUUUAUGGAUAACAACUUCUUCUUUUUAUAUGAUG
Messenger RNA from Haliotis rubra (blacklip abalone), 1211 nucleotides. RefSeq lists its product as uncharacterized. Lineage: Eukaryota; Metazoa; Mollusca; Gastropoda; Lepetellida; Haliotidae. The record is from RefSeq and is a predicted model, not a curated record. Bases 132 to 743 code for a protein of 203 amino acids. Gene Ontology annotation, cellular component: membrane. The transcript is spliced from 5 exons.